Molecule: messenger RNA, 2412 nt
Organism: Anguilla anguilla (European eel)
Lineage: Eukaryota; Metazoa; Chordata; Actinopteri; Anguilliformes; Anguillidae
Product: targeting protein for Xklp2-A-like
Exons: 15
Coding region: 167-2059 (630 amino acids)
Biological process (GO): activation of protein kinase activity; regulation of mitotic spindle organization
Cellular component (GO): spindle; microtubule
Source: RefSeq, a predicted model, not a curated record
GCGAAAUUCAAACGACUCAGUAAUGCGUAUGGAGAUGCAUAAUGCGGUAACGUAAAAGUUAGCUAGUUAGCGAACGCUCGUAGACUAAAUAAACUUACUGCUGUAUGUCAUAGCUUUGGUAUUCAAGACAGCAAGACCCUGAACGAAAAUUUAUCAGACUGCUGAGAUGGACACCCAGCAAAAUGAACGGUGGCAUGAUGGGCACGACACUAAUUUGGUCUAUACGUCUUUAAAUGACAAGGACAUUUCAAAUCCAGUAUUGGUUUCAGAAGCAGUUGCAAUAGACACUCAAGCAGUGUCUUCCACGGUCUCAUCAAAUGUAAUGACAUCAUGGGGCAACCAGUCAACGGAAAAACUACUGCAUUCACCCCGUUUAAGGGUUUCAAAGCACAAGCAGAAGUUUGCUCCAGGCUUUGAAGUCAUUAAUUCACCACCUGUCAAGAAGCCAAGGAGGGGUGCCUCCCUGAAGCACAAGAGCACAGAGGAGAAGGAGCUGGAGUACAUUCAGACUCUUCAGAAGGAGGCUGCGCAGCACCGCAAGAAGAACAAGGCUAGCUACAGGGCUGCCUUGGCUGGCAGUCAGCCAGCAAGGAAGCCAGCAAUGUCCACCACAAUCCCUGUGGAUUUCCACUUCCAUACAGACGAGAGGGUGAAGCAACAUGGACACAGCACCAGCCACGGGGAGCCAGUUCAGUUUGCUUCUCAGCUGCGCAGACACCCUCCUUCUCCUGCAAAGACAAAUCGGGGUUCAACGAUCCCCAAGCCCUUCAACCUGUCUGUUGGCAAAAAGCGCAAACAUGAGGAAUCCACAGUGUAUGUGCCCAUGGCCCAACAGAUAGAGCAGUUCCAGAAACGUACGCCACCCCGUUACCACCUACAAAGUGGGAAAAUGGCAGAGAGAGGUCCAUCCCCACGGAAGACUGGAAAACUGAAGAUCACCAAUCCAAAAACUCCACGGCUGGUGACAAGGCAGAGGAGCCGGCCAGUCUCGGUGAAAAGCAGCGAGGAGAUAGAGGCUGCGGAGCUUGAGAAGAUCCAACAGUAUAAGUUCAAAGCUCUGGAGCUGAACCGAAAGAUCCUGGAAGGUGGCGAGCUGCUAAAGAAGCCGUCGGCAAAGGAAGCAACCCAGCCGGUGGGCUUUCAGCUGGAGGUGGAGCGUCGGCUGCAGGAGCGGCAGGCCGGAAGGGCCCAGGAGGAGCCACAACACCACAGCUUCCAGCCCAGGCCCCUUCCUGCCAGGAUCUUGGAGGAAGUGGUUGGUGUCCCAGAAAAGACCGUUAAAAAUCCCACUGUGCCAGAAUCCCCUGCCUUUACUCUGAAAAACCGGGUGCGUGUGAAGCAGGUGGAGGAAGUGAAACCUGUUCCAUUGAAGGCCAUCCCUGUACCCCACUUCGGCCUGCCCUUCCAGCCCAAACCCGUGGAAAAGGGCCAGGCAGAGGUGUGUCCCUUCUCCUUUGAGUCACGAGAGCGUGAGAGGCAGGCGCUCAAGGAAAAGAGGCUGGAGGAGCUGCGACAGAAAGAGAUUCCCAAGUUCAAAGCCCAGCUUCUCCCUGACUUCAGUGAGGUGUAUCUGCCUGAGAAGAAGGUGGCUGCCCCCACAAAAGUUGAGCCCUUCCGGCUGCUAGCUGACGAGCGAGGAGCUACCAAGAGUGACCGCUGGGGACAAAUGGUUAAGGAUGAGCAGAGACAGCAGGAAGAAGCCACAUCAUUCAGGGCCCGCCCCAACACAGUCACCCACAAGGAGCCUUUCAUGCCAAAGAAAGAAAAUAGCUCAGUCUUUGUGCCUCAGGGCUUCCAGCUGUCGACAGAGCGGCGUGCUCAGGAGCGACAGGAGUACGAAAGGGCACUGUGUGAGAAGGAGGUGCUGUGCGCCCGUAUAGAGGAGGAGCGGAGGAGAGAGAUGGAGAUGAAGGAGAAAGAGGAGGUCACUGAACUCCGACAGCAGCAGAUACACAAAGCACAGCCUGUGCGUCGCUACAAGCCGGUGGAACUGAAGAAGAGUGAGGAAUCCCUCACCAUCCCCCAGUCCCCAAAGUUCUCGGACCGCUUCCGUUUGUGAGCGUGGCCUAACGCCUUGAGGCCUUACCAGACAGAACGCUGGAGUGCCCCUGCAUUGAUGUGAAGGCUCCAAGUUAAAGAUAUAGAUAUUACUGCAGAUUAUAGCCAAUUUGUAUAGUUGUCCUAAUUCAGUAGUAAAAUAGUGUUGUUAGUGGCACAGCUAUAUCUAUGUUUCUUCCUUUACUCAUUCUUUUUUGCAUGUAUGCACUCAUUUGAAUAUCUCACUAUUUUGCCUCACAACUAAUUUCUGCAAUUUCUUUACAUUUCACUCUGAUCUGUCAGUUUUCAUUGUUGUGGACAUUACUUUUUUUCCAGACUUAAUAAAAUAGAUAUCCGUUUAAUGAAGGCACCCUA